Symsagittifera roscoffensis is the source of this 2508-nucleotide messenger RNA. Its product is annotated as little elongation complex subunit 2-like. Gene Ontology annotation, biological process: snRNA transcription by RNA polymerase II; positive regulation of transcription by RNA polymerase III; snRNA transcription by RNA polymerase III. Gene Ontology annotation, cellular component: transcription elongation factor complex. Bases 1405 to 2433 code for a protein of 342 amino acids. The record is from RefSeq and is a predicted model, not a curated record. NCBI's taxonomy places the organism in Eukaryota, Metazoa, Xenacoelomorpha, Acoela, Convolutidae. The transcript is spliced from 2 exons.
AAUAUGUCUCUUUCGACAUGCUUGACGAAGCAUGAAUUUUAAUUGUGCAUUUUUUUGCAAACUAUUCGUUACAUUAUUAUUAAACAGUGACUCUUUGGCUUAAACUUUUAUGUUGAAAAUUUGAGGAUUAAAUAGGUUUUGUGACUUUUGUAUACCUCUAACUUAUAAAGAUAUUCUGGAAUACUGGUCGGGCAAAUCUCGUUGGGUGAAAACUACGGGGUAGCGUGGAUUUUUCCAGCAAGUUCCAGAGGUAGUUAAGUAAGGUAUGGUACUUAAGCCCAUAUAAUUUAUUUUCAAUUGCCCAACGAAGUUUCAAAAAGUUCACUCGAUGUUACAAAGAAAUUGGCAAGUUUUUGAAGUUUCAACUGGUUUUAUACCUAUUUUCUUUCUGGAUUCCCAACCAGACAUUGAAACCAUUUUAACUUUGAAUUACCUUCGGAGCUUAAUUUCAAUUCGCUGUUGCUUACCGUGCUCGGAACAUUCUGCGCUAUGUGUACGGUACACUUGUUCAAUUGAGGAUGAUUUUUUUUAUACUACUAAGCCUUUCAGAAACAUGAACAGAUCUUCGGUAGUUUUAACACAACUGCUGAAUGAUUUUGAUCGACAAUUACAUUCUUCUCAAUAAAAUGAGCUCAAAGUAACUUGACAAUCAAUCUACUACCGAUCAUUGUUAUUUGAUUAGAACGCAUUUGUCAUCAAACUAUUCGAUUCGGUCGGACAAUGAUGAUUGUUUGCGAGUUUCGUUGUUCUGACAGACAUCAAACGAUAAAUACGUGUUUAAAUUGGCUAAAUCUGAAAUUUGAGAGAUUGUCUUUAACAACCAUGACAAUAUAACAGAAACUUUAAUUCUGUUUCUGUUUUUCUGUCUUUACUAUUAUUCAGUUCGGUAAAAAAAAUGGAUGCUCCGAUUGAAAUUUUGUUAUUGAUAAUCUUUUUGAUUCUCGUGGUCUCGUUGCUUUUCGGAGUGUGUUGUUACAAGUUGUACAACCGAGUGGUACAUAUAGACCAGGAAAUCAGACCCGAAGAUAGACCGGCCGAACAAGAGUGUCAAAUCUGACCUUUUUUUGGAUUACCUGCUAGUCAAGUUAUGAUGAUUUGCACUUGUUUAAGUAUUCAAAACUUAGUUCUUAUUAAGGUUUAAAUUGAUUAUUAUAUCACUCAUAAUUAUAGAUCUGCGAUUGUAUGCUUCUGCUCAUAUUUGUAUGUUUUCUAGAAAAAUUACUCCAGAUAUUUUGAACUAUUUAUAAUAAAUUGUUUCAAUUAUAAAUGAGGACCGGUUCAAUUAGUAAACUGAUUUUUUCCGAUUGUUUUGGAAUUUAUUGGUCUACAAAACGAUUCUAUAGCUAAAACAACAUAAAGUUCACAUGAGUGUUUCUCAAACGUUAAAAAAAGCAACUUUCCUGAAUGAUUUUAAAAGCUUCUUGCUCGCUGGCUUACGACAUAGAAAUAGUUCUGAUCUUCAGCAAAACAUUUAGUGCAGAAAUUAACAAAUCUGUCAUCAAAUUCAACAGCGAAGUCACGCCUUUAAACAACUUCCCUCCAAGGUUACUUUGCUCAGAGGCAGUCAAAUUUCUGCUAGAAGAACGUUUCGGCUCUUUGAAAACAGAACCGCCUGAUGGUUCUGGCGAUAAACCAACGAGAUUUGUCUCAAUGCACAAUUUAUAUGGGGUUAAUAGUGGCGUGUCUUUCGUGGUCGGAAUUGAGAACCCAGUUUGGGUUAAACAGCCGACAGUGCAUGAAUUAGAAACGAAUACGAAUAUGGCUUUGGACCAAUUAGUGUUCUAUGUAGUAAAGCGGGAAAUGCAGUGUGAGUUCGGCUUGGAGGAACUCAGUGUUGAUGAAGCUGUACGAAUUGUGAUGUUGGUUCACUUGUUUCCCAGUUCAAAGGUUGUUUUGGUACGCGUAGAUGCCGACUGCUCAUGUAUUCUGCAUGUCACAGACUACGCCAUCGGCUACGCUGAGUUCAACCACUUAAUGAUGAAAAUGUCUGUGAACAACUUCCAAGCCAUACUUCAUAAACUGCUUCAAUUCAUCAAUAAGUUAGGCCGCCUUGAAACCAAUGCCACAUAUUUACUUCGCAGACCUGAUUUUUCGUCCAAGUGCGAAAUCUUCAUCCAAUCAAAUUUGAGCAAUGCGCCCGACUUGACAAUGCGACAGUCUUUGAACUUGAAGAAAGUCUACGAGCAAAGUUUGGAUUUGUUGCCGACUAGUUCGAUUUCAUGGCUGCCGAUUGAUGUAACCAGAAUUAUGCCGUUUCAUUACGCUACUGGAAGAGUUCCGGCAACUUUUCCGAUUUCGAGUUCCAGCAAACAGAAUCAACCAAGAAGUUCACGGGUUAGACACCCCCAGCAAAGCCAGCAACUAAAUCAAAGCAACAAUAAACAAACUUCUUUUUCUAAUAAGAGGAAAAAUAAAAAUAAAGGCAAACGAUGAAAUUGAACACUAUCUCGAUUCAAAAUGACAGUUUUUGUUCAAUGUGAGUUCUUUAUUAAUUUACUUUGUUCGAUA